UUUAAGAUAACAAUAAGUUGAUUGUUCUCGAUACUUUAAGUGUUUCAAAAUGAGCGUGAUUUUCGUAAUUUUUUGUUACUUAGUGCUAGUUUUUGGACAAGAAAAAACCAGCAAUAAUUUUUAUGAUAUCCUAAACAAAAUCAGACAAGGAUACGCCGAAUAUCACUCGACGGGAAUCCGUCCCGGAUACUUGAACGAAUCCCUAUCCCGUUUCCAGCUAGCCCACUUUUUCAGGGAUCAAAAAACCCUUCCGAGAAAAAUCAUCGAGGAUGGCGCUUUGUGCGAAGUGUGCAACGUUGCCGCAGAAUCUCUAGUGCAAGAAAGGAAAAACGGCAUGAACAACGUCGAAAUUAGAGGCGAAAUGGAAACACUAUGCAAACUUUUGAAUAUUGAACCUGGCCGAGUUUGUGAUGGCUUCAUAGACAUAAAUGCUGAUAUUAUUUUAUACGUGAUUGAUAAUAAUCCUAAUUUUUCGCCUGGGAAACUUUGCGAUUUGUUGCUGCAAAAUCAACAAUGCAACUUUACGAAUAUUGACUGGAUUGUUGACGUGCCAGAUGGACAAUCUCCAAUAAGACCUGGUCCAAGUGAUUCUUCAUCUACUUAUAAAAUCUUACAAGUAACUGAUGUUCACAUGGAUCUUUUGUAUACUCCAGGCAAAGUUAGGACUUGCACUGAACCAUUGUGCUGUCAAAGUGAUCAAGAAGAUGGUUCAGAAGGAAACUCUUGUGGCCGUUGGGCCGAAUAUGGUAGUGACAUUUCUGUAGAUUUAGUUGACGAAAUGCUACGGUUUGCCAAUACACUUGAUAUCAACUUUGUUUAUUUCACUGGUGACAUUGUUAGUCAUAGAGUGUGGUCCACAAGUGUGGAAAACAAUAGUGCUGUUAUAAAGUUGUUUUAUGAUAAGUUGCAAAAUGGUUUUAAAGUGCCUGUUUAUUCUAUUUUAGGCAAUCAUGAACCUAGUCCAUUAAAUCAGUUUGUAGACGACAAUUCAGUUCCAUCAAGCCUAUCAAGUCAAUGGUUGUUCGACUUGGUAGAUCAAGAAUGGUCCAAAUGGUUGACUGAGUCUCAAAAAGAAACCAUUGCCAAGGGUGGUUUUUAUACAAUAUCCCCUGUACCUGGUCUAAGGUUGAUUGUUUUAAAUUCAAACGUAGCUUAUACGGAAUGUUGGUGGUUGUUGACACAAGACAAAGACCCUUACGACCAGCUGGAUUGGUUGGUUAGCAUUUUAUCGCAAGCUGAGGCCAAAGGUGAAAGCGUUCACAUUCUAGGACACAUACCAACUGGGUCGGGUGAUAUUAUGAAGGUUUGGGGAAGAGAGUUCAAUAAAAUUGUUAACAGAUUCGCCAAUACAAUUACUGGUCAAUUCAAUGGUCACACGCACGUGGAUUCUUUCCAAGUGUAUUACAAUAUUUCGGAUUUGAGUCAAGCGAUCAAUGUAGCUUGGAAUGGUGCCUCGUUGGUGGCGUAUGACAACGCAAAUCCUAGUUUCAAAGUUUACAGCGUCGAUAAGGAUACUUUUAACAUCGUCGACAUUGACCAAUGGACAUUCAAUUUAACGAAAGCCAACGAAAAUCCAAACAAUUAUCCAGAAUGGUACAAAAUCUACUCAUUCAGGGACGCCUUUGGACUUUCCACGCUACAACCCAAAGAUAUGGGCAACUUGUUAAUAAAUAUGGCCAAAAACCACAGCCAAUUAGCAGAAUAUCAUUUGUAUCGAUACAAGAAUUCUGAUAUUGCUGUUAAUACAGUUUGCGACCAGGAUUGCCAGAAAGGGUACUUGUGUGAAUUUUCAACGCACGUUUUUGGAGAAACAAGCAAUUGUGAAUACUUGAAAAAGAUCUAUGAUCAAAAUUGAAUUUGUAAUAAAAUGAUUAGAUUAUGUAAUAAAUACCUACUUAAGUACCUAAUUCAGGAUCCUAUAAAAACCUAGGAAAAUGAAGCAAGCUUUCCAAGGCAAACCCAUCUAUCCGAUUUUAGGCCAUUCACGAGCCUACACCCCUAAAGCAAAAUUGUGGAAAGGAGGAGGCACUUCUCUAAUGGCAAAUGGAAUUCCAAUAGAUUUUUCUAAAAUUUGGAUAUGCUGUAAUUUUCAAGGCUCUUAUUAAAAGUCAUCAUUGGCCGAACCUUGUGCGGUUGAUAGUUUAGCCUCCAGAAGACGCCAAAGUUUCAUAUAACUUGAUGUUAUUAAAAUAUAUAAAAAUAAUCUAGGAUUAUUAUGAACAUGUGCCAUGUAAGAUUUUUUGUAUGAAUAUCGCAA
Messenger RNA from Ceutorhynchus assimilis (cabbage seed weevil), 2257 nucleotides. The record is from the annotation of a GenBank genome assembly. Lineage: Eukaryota; Metazoa; Arthropoda; Insecta; Coleoptera; Curculionidae.